Messenger RNA from Mycena citricolor, 313 nucleotides. Lineage: Eukaryota; Fungi; Basidiomycota; Agaricomycetes; Agaricales; Mycenaceae. The record is from the annotation of a GenBank genome assembly.
AUUUCAUCUCUGUUUCACAUGAGGCUGACCUCUAGGCAGUGCUGUUGCACGUUUUAUUCACGUGGGUAACGCAUCGACUGCUACACACUCAGAUGCCAUGACAUCAAACCAAUACAAACUCUGCAAACUGUCGGCUAAGACUCAAGUUCCUGAGUGUUCAUUGGAAUCGGCGCGGCACGACCAGGUCUUUGCUUGUCCCCCAGACGACUUUGACAGAGCAUCCUUCGAAGCUGAAAAUGGUCGGCGGUCAGUUAUAAGGGAUGGUAGACUGCGGCGGCCGAGGCCAUCAGGUCGACGUUUACUUCCGGCUGCG